CGCAAGUGGGUUGAGUUCGCGACGGUUAGUGUGUGUAUGCUCACAGUAAAGUGCCACUGGUCGCGGUAUUACAGUAAUCGGGAGUUGGAGCACAAUCACGAGAUCUCGCUGGUGGUGACGCAGCUGUGGCUGAACGAGUCGACCACCGACGGCACGUUGGUAGGGAUGUUGUGCGGUGAGAUCGCAAAGGGCGGACGAGCAACGGUCGCCUACAAGCUCCUCGCGUUCUUGUCUCAGCUUGUCGACGACCUGCCGACGGACAUCAUCUCCUACAAUCUGAGGCAGGCUGAACCUGUGACCCUGGAAAGGAAGUUGACGCCAAUCGUAAUCUGGGCGAAUUGUACGGAGGAUUACGGGCAGUAUCUGAGCGAUCACAAUCCUACGGUUUGGUGCUACUUGGACCUGGACGAACUUGCACCGGAUAACUCCGACUUCGACGAGUUUUGGAAGGCACAUCGAGAGAACGGGGAGCUGUCGUCGGACGACGACCUGGGUCGCAUAGCCAUCGUCGGGCUAUUGAAGGAAGAGGAGUCGGAAGCACGGUCGACAACAAAGGAAGAAGAAGAAGCGUCGGCACCUGAGCCUCGAGAGGACCCACCAGCACGAGCGCCGCCUUCCGUUCGAGGAGGAUCCACCUUGAAUCCCGCCGUUCCCUCAGAUGCCGCUAGUAGGCAUGAUGGCGCAGCAACCUCCCGCCGGCGUCGCCGCUCUCGCUCACCAUCUCCCUCCGUUUCCGCCCCCUCCACGCUUCGUCUCCGUCCUCCUCCAAGCCCGGACAUACCGUCCUCGUCCCGUCUUCCGCCGCCCCCUUGAUUACCUCUCCUUCCGUCCCCUCCCCCACCUUGAAUUCCCCCUAGACUAUCGCAUUU
Molecule: messenger RNA, 869 nt
Organism: Chara braunii
Lineage: Eukaryota; Viridiplantae; Streptophyta; Charophyceae; Charales; Characeae
Source: the annotation of a GenBank genome assembly